AUGUCUCAGACUUAUUCUCAACCCCAAUCUUCGGUCCCGAGUGAAUAUGGGCCCACCAAGCAAGAGGCUCCUGCCUACCCGCAAGGCUUGCAUCAACUUCCAAGCAAAUUCCAAUUCGGUCUCUUUGACUGCUUUUCACCAUUCAGCACUUGCUUCUUGACAUGUUGUUGCCCAUGUGUCACCUUUGGCCGCAUCAAGGCCCGCGAGUCGGGUGAGAAGGAUCCCAGCGGUAUCAAUGGCAUGUGUGCAUUGCACUGCCUUCUUCUCUACUGCGGUGUCGCUCCCGUCCUCCAGUUUGUGAACCGCAUGUCGAUGAGGGAGAAGUACGGCAUGGAGUCUAAUGGAUGCGGUGACUGCUUGACAGCCUUCUGCUGUGCUUGCUGCGAGCUCAUUCAGGAGGAUAAGGAGACCAUCAUUCGGACCACUGGCAUGGACCCCAAGACCGAGCAGCCAUAUGUUCCUCCUCAGGGUAUGACCUACGCCUAG
Cyphellophora europaea CBS 101466 is the source of this 486-nucleotide messenger RNA. RefSeq lists its product as uncharacterized. Bases 1 to 486 code for a protein of 161 amino acids. The transcript has 3 exons. The record is from RefSeq and is a predicted model, not a curated record. NCBI's taxonomy places the organism in Eukaryota, Fungi, Ascomycota, Eurotiomycetes, Chaetothyriales, Cyphellophoraceae.